Molecule: messenger RNA, 2394 nt
Organism: Psammomys obesus (fat sand rat)
Lineage: Eukaryota; Metazoa; Chordata; Mammalia; Rodentia; Muridae
Gene: Abhd4
Product: abhydrolase domain containing 4, N-acyl phospholipase B
Exons: 7
Coding region: 143-1099 (318 amino acids)
Cellular component (GO): lipid droplet
Molecular function (GO): phosphatidylcholine lysophospholipase A1 activity
Source: RefSeq, a predicted model, not a curated record
CGUUUCUCUCUCUGUCUCUAUCUAUCCGGGCCAGGAUCCGGGGACUGUCUGUGGUUGCGGACAGCUUCAGACUUCCCCGCCUUUCCUUUUCAGGCCUCAGGGCUGGCUGAGUAGCUGGCUUCCCACUUGGCGCCCCACUUCCAUGUCUCAGCUGAAGAAUGUGGAAGCCAGGAUCCUCCAGUGUCUCCAGAACAAGUUCCUGGCCCGUUAUGUAUCCCUCCCAAACCAGAACAAGAUCUGGACAGUGACUGUGAGCCCAGAGCAAAAGGACCGCACCCCUCUGGUGAUGGUACAUGGCUUUGGGGGUGGUGUGGGCCUCUGGAUCCUCAACAUGGAUUCCCUGAGUGCCCGCCGCACACUCCAUACCUUUGAUCUGCUUGGUUUUGGGCGAAGCUCGAGGCCAACAUUCCCAAGGGACCCAGAAGGAGCUGAAGAUGAGUUCGUGACCUCAAUAGAGACAUGGCGGGAGACCAUGGGCAUCCCCACCAUGAUCCUGCUGGGGCACAGUCUGGGAGGAUUCCUGGCCACUUCCUACUCCAUCAAGUACCCUGAAAGAGUUAAGCACCUUAUUCUGGUGGACCCAUGGGGCUUUCCCCUACGACCGACUGACCCCAGUGAGAUCCGAGCUCCUCCAACCUGGGUCAAGGCUGUGGCAUCUGUCCUUGGGCGUUCCAAUCCACUGGCUGUUCUUCGAGUGGCAGGGCCUUGGGGGCCUGGGCUGGUGCAGAGAUUCCGUCCAGACUUCAAGCGCAAGUUUGCAGACUUCUUUGAGGACGAUACCAUCUCAGAAUAUAUCUACCACUGUAAUGCACAGAAUCCCAGUGGAGAAACAGCAUUCAAAGCAAUGAUGGAGUCCUUCGGCUGGGCCCGGCGCCCCAUGUUGGAACGAAUUCACUUAAUUCGAAAAGAUGUGCCCAUCACCAUGAUCUAUGGGGCCAACACCUGGAUAGACACCAGCACAGGGAAAAAGGUGAAGAUGCAGAGGCCGGAUUCCUAUGUCCGAGACAUGGAGAUCGAGGGUGCAUCCCACCACGUCUAUGCUGACCAGCCACACAUCUUCAAUGCUGUGGUGGAAGAGAUCUGUAACUCCGUGGACUGAGCUGCUCUGAGAGGGAGAAAGCCAGAGUUGCUGUCAUCUGUCUCUCUGUCUUAGUCAGAACCUCUGUCCUUUCCUCACCAACUAACAUGUGCCAGCCAGGCAGUCUCGGGCUGUCCCCUAGGUAGGACCACAGUGAAAAAGAGCACUUCUCAUCCCAUGCUGAGGGCAAGGGGCAGAAUCCACCAGAGGCCUUGAACUCCCUACUCUGGGGAAGAGCAUAAAGGGUUGCCUAGUGCCACCCAUUUUCUUCACACCAAGUGUUACCAGGUAGUGAUUGUGAGGAGAUCGUGCAAGCCAUGCCAUCUCCCUGCAUGGCCUUCCCCUCCUGGGUAGAGGAGGGCUCCCAGCAGCCUUUCUAGUUUGGGAAUGUGUCUAAGAGUAGGUUCCGUACAGGAACAUCUUUCUUCUCCAUCACUCCAUGCCUCCAUCCAAACUCAGUCCCUGCCUUCCCACCAGGAACAGCUCUCUUCACCUGCACAACCCCUGCCCGACCUUGGAGGUCAUAUCCCACGCUCUUAUUGGCAGGUGAGGAAAGAGACCGAAUCGCUGUGUGUGAAGACUUCCGCCAGCACUUGAGGCUGUAGCCCAAGUCUACUGCCUUCCAGCGUGUGGCGCAAGCCUUGUGCACAGACACCACUGCUGUGAGCUGCUUUAAAACUAACCUUGCUCCAUAUUCUAAUCUGUUAUGCAGGUACACUAUUAUCUUGUCCUGUGUCUCAAUCCUGGUUGCCUAAAUUGGGACCUUUCCCUUGUUCCUCCCACUGUGAGGCUCUAAGCCUCAUCUGUGCCUUGGGCCCUAAAGCCCCAUGUGUGGUAUAGAGCAAAGGUGGCUGCUGGUAAAGAAGGGGAAAGACCCUUCUACCCUGGGGUCAUGCCUGGGUUCACAAAGUCCACAAGGAGCUGCAGCUUUUCCUACCUGGCCCCAGAGCUAAGAACCCCUUCCCAUGGCUCCCUGAGGAGCUUUAAGCCAGCAGUUCUGUCCUUAUCAGCCACAAAACACUUAAUCACUGCCUGACACCCUAUGCCUCUCAUCUAUCAUCAUGGUCUCCGACUCAAUCUGCUUCAAAGUUACCCAUCAGCCCUCUCCAGUGGAUCUCAUUCCAGGUCCUGCUCUAAGAUCUGGGUACUAGGCUGGGCCUGACCCCAGAAGCCGGGCAGUUCCUGCCUGCUCCUUCAUUUUAUAAAGCCAACCCUUUCACCAGAAUAGUAUUAACUCCUGGUGCUUUGUACUACUGGUCCAGCUGCCUCAGGCUCCUUUUCUAUAUUAAUAAAGGAGAGUAAAAACUGUUGGUGAA